AUGGAGGACAAGGCCACAGAUGGAAGCAUCUACUGCUUCCUGGAGGUCGAGAUCAGUGGCGUGAAUAUUGGGCGCAUGAUAUUCAAGCUCUAUGAUAACAUUUGCCCCAAGACUGCAGAGAAUUUUCGGUGCCUGUGCAAUGGUGAACGAGGGACUGGCCUCAUCACUAAGAUGCCCUUGAACAUUCAGGGUUCCAAGUUCCACAGAGUCAUACCCGGUUUCAUGGCACAGGGCGGUGACUUUGAGCUGGGCGAUGGCCGUGGUGGGGAGUCCAUUUAUGGCGGCAAAUUCAACGACGAGGCAGGUGGACUUGCCCUGCGCCAUGCCAAGAGGGGUCUUCUGAGCAUGGCCAACAGUGGUCGAGACACCAAUGGUUCGCAAUUCUUCAUUCUCUUCAAACCUGCGCAUCAUUUAAAUGGAAAACAUUGUGUCUUUGGGGAGCUUGUGGAGGGGCAAGCAACGCUGGACGCUAUCGAAGGUGUGAAGACCACAUCAGAUGACAAACCUAUCGCACCAAUCACCAUUGCGAGAUGCGGUCAGGUAGAAAGAAGAGUGAUUGGCGUUCGGCCAGUAAAGCGAAAGAAGGUCAAAGAAGUGAACUCAAGCUCAGACUCAUCUUCAAGUGAGAAGAAAAAGAAGAAAACAAAGAAAAAGGACAAGAAAAACAAGAAGAAGGACUAA
Molecule: messenger RNA, 681 nt
Organism: Durusdinium trenchii
Lineage: Eukaryota; Dinophyceae; Suessiales; Symbiodiniaceae
Source: the annotation of a GenBank genome assembly